Molecule: messenger RNA, 246 nt
Organism: Cooperia oncophora
Lineage: Eukaryota; Metazoa; Nematoda; Chromadorea; Rhabditida; Trichostrongylidae
Source: the annotation of a GenBank genome assembly
AUGGGUAAUCUGGUCAGGGACGACGACACCUUCGCACGGGAAGGGAUUAACGAGUUGGUGAAAAGGUGCGCGGUAUGCCAAGCUGUCGACAUCAGGCGACAGUUGGUCUACAAGGGAAAUCGAUACUGGGGUUUCUCCUCAAAUGAUCUUUUGUACAUCGAUCAAUGGAACAAUUUCACUCGCUUCGGAAGGGAACGAAUCAGGCAGGUCUUCGAGGACUUGGCCAAGAAGUUUGCACUUUCGUGA